AUGGACAGCUCAGAAGUAAUACCAACUCCUAACAUUCCAGUCAGUCCAAAACCCAUUAAGAAAGUCAAGAGAGAAGAAGAUGCUAUUGAAUUGGGUAUAAGAUAUCCAAUUUUAAAAAACGAGUUACUGGUGCAGAGAUUCUUGAAAGUACCAAUGACAAAUAAUCAGAAAGGUCGCAUCCGUCAAGCGAUAAAAGAGUCUCUUCAAGGUUCAAGCAAUGCAAUAGUACCAGAUAUAGUCCACGGCAAGAUACAAGCAAUACUAAAAAAUAAUAAUGUUCUAACAGACUCUCAUCUCAGACGCAUCCGUAUACUGUACAACCUUCUAACAAACGCACUGAGAGGUGAAAAGAUUAUUGAUGAACCACCACAUAGAUCAUCAUCCACUCUAAAAGCACCCUCGACGAUAAAAGCCCCAUCAACAUUAAAAAUGACAUCACCCAAAGCACUGCGAACAUCAAAAUCACCACCAGUUCUAGAAACAAUAAAAGAAAAGCCGCAAAGAAAACUCGAAAAGAGAACUAAUGAAAGUCCAGAUAAAGAGAAACCAGUUGAAAAAAAGAAAAAGGAUCAGCUUGUGAAGAAAGUUCGAGGUCCAAAGAGAUAUGUUGUGUUUUUGGGUAAUCUGCCGCUCGAUAUCAAUAAGGAUAAGAUAAUGGCACACUUCUCGGAGAUGAACGAACACAUAAAAAGUAUACGGAUACCCAAGCCAAGGGAAGAAAAGAAGAGUGCCAUAGCUUUUAUGGAACUUACCAACGAAGCUAGCUAUGAGUUUGCACUAUCUAAGCAUCAUUCAAUGCUUGGCAGGAAAAGGAUAAAUGUUUUGUACACUGCACAGAAACAUGGAAGAGUGACAGUAGCCGAUGCUAAGAGCAAAUCAGCAAAAUUAAUAGCACUGCAGAGGUCGGGCAAGUUGGUCGGCAGUACAGCGCUUGUUAAGAAAAGGAGUCAGCGACGUCUCAAGAAGAAACUGGCGCAAGCUAAGGAAGCACAAGACACAUGA
Molecule: messenger RNA, 1002 nt
Organism: Arctia plantaginis
Lineage: Eukaryota; Metazoa; Arthropoda; Insecta; Lepidoptera; Erebidae
Source: the annotation of a GenBank genome assembly